Molecule: messenger RNA, 2122 nt
Organism: Sebastes umbrosus (honeycomb rockfish)
Lineage: Eukaryota; Metazoa; Chordata; Actinopteri; Perciformes; Sebastidae
Gene: chek1
Product: checkpoint kinase 1
Exons: 14
Coding region: 186-1565 (459 amino acids)
Biological process (GO): DNA damage checkpoint signaling; microtubule cytoskeleton organization; protein phosphorylation
Cellular component (GO): cytoplasm
Molecular function (GO): ATP binding; tau-protein kinase activity; protein serine/threonine kinase activity
Source: RefSeq, a predicted model, not a curated record
ACGAAGAAGAAAAAGAAGCGGAACUGACGACCAUGGCGGAAGUUAUCUUUAUUAAAACAACAACGCGCCAAAUUUGUGCUUAAGUCCCUGUUGUCACUGCUUCAGACCUCAGACACAUAGACAAGUUUGUCUAAGCUUUGAGGAGACAUUUGGAAAACGCUGCUGGCUGAGGAAGGCUUUGAGGCAUGGCUGUGCCUUUUGUGCAAGACUGGGACCUUGUUCAGACACUGGGAGAAGGAGCCUAUGGAGAAGUGAGGCUGCUGGUGAACAGACAGACAGAGGAAGCGGUAGCAGUGAAGGUGAUCGAUACCUCUCAGGCCAAAGAGUGUGCUGAAAAUGUCAAGAAGGAGGUCUGCGUCCAUAAGAUGCUCAACCACGCCAACAUCGUACGUUUUUUUGGCCAUCGGAAGGAGGGUACUACUAUGUACCUCUUCCUGGAGUACUGCACCGGAGGAGAGCUGUUCGACCGAAUCGAGCCUGAUGUUGGGAUGGCGGAGAAAGAUGCUCAUAGAUUUUUCCAGCAGCUGAUAGCAGCUGUGGAAUACCUCCACUGUGCUGGAAUCACCCACAGAGACAUAAAACCAGAGAACAUUUUGCUGGAUGAUAAAGAUAACCUGAAGCUGACAGAUUUUGGCCUGGCCACCAUGUUUCGUUUCAGAGGACGAGAGCGUCCUCUGAGUCGACUCUGUGGGACUCUUCCUUACGUGGCUCCGGAGCUUCUCAACCAAACGGAGUACAAAGCUCAGCCUGCAGAUAUCUGGGCUUGUGGGAUAGUCCUCACCGCCAUGCUGGCUGAGUUGCCGUGGGACCAGCCAACUGAGAGCUGUCAGGAGUAUUCAGACUGGCUUCAAAAGAAAACAUACCUACCUCCUUGGAAGAAAAUACAACCGAUGCCUCUUAGUUUGUUGUCCAAAUUACUGCUGGCCAGUCCAGAUGCACGCAUAAUCAUCGCAGACAUACAGAAAGACCGCUGGUUUACUCAGAGUGUAAAGCAGCCACCUCUGGGCUCAGGAGGAAACAAACUGCUUCGAUCAGAUGUGGGACUCAUAUCCCGGGCCAACAGUGAUGACAGGAUGCAGUUUUCCAGCUCUCAGCCUGAUUUUGCAGCAGGCGGCUGCUGGGAAGCCAUGUUGAAAAUCAGCCAAAGUGAAGGCCAAGUCAGCUUCUCUCAGCCGACCAAGCCGGAGCACAUGUUGCUGGGUAGUCAGCUACUGGGCACACCGGGAGCCAGUCAGUCGCAGUGGCAGAGAUUGGUGCGGAGAAUGACUCGUUUCUUCACCACUGCGAAUGCUGACGUGUCCUUAUCUUCGCUGAAAGACGCCUGUGAUGGCCUGUCACUCUGCUUCAAACUCACCUGCACCAAACAGGUGACGGUGAGCACACUGGACAAACGCAAUAACAAACUCAUCUUCAAAGUCCACCUGCUAGAGAUGAAUCAGAGAGUGCUACUGGACUUCAGACUGUCUAAGGGUGACGGUCUGGAGUUUAAGCGUCUCUUUGUGAAAAUAAAACAGAAGCUCGGAGACAUCAUCAGUACUCAAAAGAUUUUACCCCUCAUCACAUGAGCAGCCUCUACACACAAAUGCACACUGCUAUGGACAUUGUGGAGAGCAAGCCUGUAUACAUUUAGCUGUUCUAUUGAUAUUUUAAAUGUAUGCUGCUGUUCUCCUCAAGUGUGUGUGUGUGUGUGUAGAUUUGUGUUUUCUUGUACUUUUAUCCUUGUGAGAACCGGUUAGAUGCCAGGGAGGAUAUUUUUAAAGACUUUGGUUAAAUCCUCACUUCUUUAGAGUUAGUUAUUAGGUCCAGUGUUUGGUGGUUGGUACACAGGGAUGGAAGUGUUUGUGUGUGUGAUUUGUUCUGAUUAUGUUUGACAUGAUGCAGUCUAAAGUCUUGAAUAAAUUAUUUAAAAAACAACAUUGUAAGAUAAAUGAUAUGUGAUAAAUUAUUCAUAUAAUGAAGAUGAACGCCAACUCAAAAAAUAAUUAUUUUAGGGUUAGGUAUGAGGUAAGCUGAGUGUUCAGUAUCCAUGCAUGAAAUUGUUAGAUACGGAAACAGCAGGUGCUGCUCAAGACCUAAAAUAAAAGGGUUUCCUUGUUAAAAAUAAAACACUCCUGUUGGCUGA